Molecule: messenger RNA, 2989 nt
Organism: Argentina anserina (silverweed cinquefoil)
Lineage: Eukaryota; Viridiplantae; Streptophyta; Magnoliopsida; Rosales; Rosaceae
Product: putative phospholipid:diacylglycerol acyltransferase 2
Exons: 6
Coding region: 773-2842 (689 amino acids)
Biological process (GO): lipid metabolic process
Cellular component (GO): cytoplasm
Source: RefSeq, a predicted model, not a curated record
CUUCCAAUCUCCUCGAACAUUGUGCCCUCCUCUCCCCACUAGCAAUCUCUCUCAAUUUCUACAUACUAAGAACAAGGUGACCAUCGCCAUCUCCUUAUCUCUCCUGAUCAAUUUCAUCGUGCACCAGCUCGCACCACCACCAUGGCUACUUUGAUCAUGGACUCCUCAAGACCAUACGCACAUUUUUGGUAUACGUGUUUCCUCGUUGUGUGUGCUUUCUAUUUCCCCCUUGAGUUUGGGUGUGACACUAACCCAUGCUUCCUUUGGAUUCCUCUGUUUCUCUCUGUCGCUACCCCCCUCGGGACUCGCCACAUUUCCGAUGCCGAACCCAGAAUAAGGGCCUUUUCCCUGACCACUUUUCCGAGAUUCAUCAGAAGUGCGCAAAAGACCAAAAAGGCCAUCCCUCGUGAACACCAAAGUUGUAGUCUUUGUAGAAACCGUCCGAGACCAAAAUGGCGCCACCUGAUAAAGCACUGCAUGCAAAAACCAGGACAAGUGUUUUAGGAAAAAGCUUCGAGGAACUUAGGUGUGCGGUAUUGGAUUCACCACAUCGCUUCAUUGGCUGCAAAACCCAACUGCACUUUCUCUCGAUUAAAGUCUGUUUCUGGUUCCCCUGUCUUCUUCUUCAAUCUUCACCACGUGGUCUUAGUCUCUGUACUAUAGUGCUUACUAUAAUUCCCCAUAAGAUGCCUCCUCGGUCUCUCUAUUUCCCUUAAUGGGUUGCUCUUGUUCUUGUUCAUUGUGGUGAAUCUUUCUGUCAUCUUGGUCACUCAUGGCUGCUUCUAUUCUUUGGCUUCGCAAGCUGUUGUAUGUUCAGCCUGUGAGGUGCUUGGCAUUGUGCUCUGAGUCCUCUGAAACCAUCAAGGAUGAGGCUGGUGUUGAAACCCCGAAGAAGUUGGCAAAUGAAGUGAAAGAGAAGCAGAGGACCAAGAACAAGAACAAGAACAAGAAGCAACUGAGGGAAUGGAGUUGCAUACAUAACUGUUGUUGGAUGGUUGGGUUCAUCUGUACAACUUGGUGGCUUCUGUUGUUUUUGUACAACAUCUUGCCACCUGCAUUGACUGGUUUUCAGGUGCCAGAAUCACCUGGAAUGAGGCUAAGGCGCGAAGGCGUAAGCCCGCUUCACCCGGUUGUUAUGGUCCCUGGCAUUGUAACCGGUGGCCUAGAGCUCUGGGAGGGCAGGCCUUGUGCUGAAGGCCUUUUCAGGAAGCGACUUUGGGGUGGUAGUUUCUCAGAGAUAUUCAAAAGGCCUAUGUGUGUUUUGGAGCACCUAUCACUGGACAAUGAAACAGGGUUGGACCCUCCAGGAAUUCGAGUCAGAGCGGUUCGGGGACUUGCUGCAGCUGACUACUUUGCACCUGGCUACUUUGUUUGGGCUGUCCUCAUUAAGAAUUUGGCUAAAAUUGGUUAUGAAGGGAAGAACAUGCAUAUGGCUUCCUAUGAUUGGAGGCUUUCUUUCCAGAAUACUGAGAUCCGGGACCAAGCUCUUAGUAGAUUGAAGAGUAAAAUCGAGCUUAUGUAUGCUACCAAUGGCCAUAAGAAAGUGGUUGUGGUGCCUCAUUCUAUGGGCAGUAUUUAUUUUCUCCACUUCAUGAAAUGGGUCGAGUCACCUCCUCCUAUGGGAGGUGGUGGUGGUCCAAGUUGGUGUGCGACGCACAUCAAAGCAAUCAUGAAUAUCGGUCCGGCAUUUCUUGGUGUUCCAAAAGCAGUGAGUAAUAUAUUUUCUGCUGAGGGUAAAGAUGUUGCUUACUUCAGAGCUAUGGCUCCUGUUGUUUUAGAGUCUGAAAUUCUUGGGCUUCAAACGUUUGAACAUAUCAUGCGGAUAUCUCGGAGCUGGGAUUCCUUGAUUUCCUUGUUGCCAAAAGGUGGAGAAACCAUUUGGGGCAACUUGGAUUGGUCUCCUGAAGAUGAGCAUAGCUGUGACUUGACAAAGAAAAAACUUCUGCAUUCCACUGCUGGUUUCACCAAUCACAACACCAGCAAUGAAAAUAUAAUUUUCCGAGAAAAAGAACCUAUGAAGUAUGGAAGAAUAAUCUCAUUUAGCAAGGAAUCAUCAGAAUUGCCCUCUUCAGAGCUUCAUAGUUAUGAUAUAAAGGAACUUCUGCGCAGGGAUUUUCCUACCAAUUUCAGCUCAUCUUGUGGAGAAGUGUGGACUGAAUAUGAUGAAGUAAGCAGGGAAAGUUUAAGAAAAAUUCCAGAAAACAAGGGUUACACAGUUCAAACCCUUUUUGAUCUGCUACGCUUUGUGGCUCCAAAAAUGAUGCAACGGGCUGAGGCUCACUUCUCUCAUGGGGUAGCUGAUAAUCUUGAUAAUCCUAAAUAUGACCAUUACAAGUACUGGUCCAAUCCACUCGAGACCAAGUUACCUGUUGCUCCAGAUAUGGAAAUAUACUGUCUAUAUGGCGUUGGACUCCCAACUGAAAGAUCAUACAUAUACAAGACAUCUCCUUCUGACAAGUGCAAGAGCAUCCCAUUCCGCAUUGAUAGCUCAGCAGAUGGAGAGACAGGCAGCUGUCUUAAAAAUGGAGCACAUUUCGUUGACGGUGAUGAUACCGUGCCCGUAUUGAGUGCUGGAUACAUGUGCACCAAAGGGUGGAGAGGAAAAACCAGAUUCAACCCGUCUGGUAUUGCUACCUAUGUAAGGGAAUAUCGGCACAAGCGAGUUAGUUUGCUCGAGGGAAGGGGUACAGAGAGUGGUUCACAUGUUGACAUCAUGGGAAAUGUGGCACUAAUCGAAGAUAUCUUACGCGUUGCUGCUGGAGCCACUGGUCAGCAGAUUGGGGGUGAUAGGAUCUACUCGGAUAUUAUGAGAAUGUCUGAGAGAAUACACCUUCAGCUGUAACCUGCAAGUAUGUUUGGAAGAAUGAUAUCCUGUAAGAAGGGAGUGGCAUUAACAAGACAGUAGUUUAUGUUUUGAGGUUCCUGGAUCCAAGUAGUGUAAUUGGCAUUUUAGAGUAAAGGCUAUGCUUUGAAGAAUAAAAAAGAAUUG